Messenger RNA from Olea europaea var. sylvestris, 1511 nucleotides. RefSeq names its product elongation factor 1-gamma 2-like. Gene Ontology annotation, biological process: translational elongation. Gene Ontology annotation, molecular function: translation elongation factor activity; glutathione transferase activity. Lineage: Eukaryota; Viridiplantae; Streptophyta; Magnoliopsida; Lamiales; Oleaceae. The coding region runs from base 69 to 1328 and encodes 419 amino acids. The transcript has 8 exons. The record is from RefSeq and is a predicted model, not a curated record.
CUCUAACUCCAUUCUAGUACACAGCUUCUUCUCUUUCCAAGGACUGAACAAAUAGUUGCAGUGAAGCCAUGGCUCUGACUUUACAUGCCAUUAGUACACACUAUAGAGGCUUUAAGUCUCGCAUUGCAGCGGAAUAUAGUGGUGUUAAAAUUGAACUGGCAAAAAGUUUUGAGAUGGGUGUAUCAAAUCAGACUCCUGAGUUUCUCAAGAUGAAUCCUAUAGGAAAGGUUCCUGUUCUUGAAACCCCUGAUGGCCCAAUAUUUGAAAGUAAUGCUAUUGCACGCUAUGUAACAAAGUUGCAGCCUGAGAACCCCUUGUAUGGCACCUCCUUGUAUGAUUAUGGCCGCAUUGAACAAUGGAUUGACUUUGCUACUACAGAGAUCGAAGUGAAUAUAGAGCGUUGGUAUCUUUCACGAAUUGGUAUCGCUCAAUAUCUUCCUCUGGCUGAGGAGGCUGCAAUUUCUUCAUUGAAGAGAGCUCUUGGAGCUUUGAAUACCCAUCUUGCCUCUAACACUUAUUUGGUUGGACACGGGGUCUCUCUGGCUGACAUUAUUAUGACAUGCAACCUUAGUUAUGGAUUCUUUCAAAUUAUGACAAAGAGCUUUACCUCGGAAUUCCCACAUGUCGAGAGAUACUUCUGGACCAUGGUUAAUCAGCCAAAAUUUCACAAAUUUUUCGGUGAUGUAAAGCAAGCGGACUCUAUUCCGCCUGUUGCAUCCAAGAAGCCUGUGCAGGCAAAAGAACCUGCAAAACCCAAUCCAAAGGAUGAACCGAAGAAAGAGGCUAAGAAGGAAGAAGUGAAGCCUAAAGAAGUAGAAGAGGAAGAAUCACCUAAGCCAAAAGCAAAGAAUCCUUUGGAUCUUUUGCCUCCAAGUAAGAUGAUAUUGGACGAAUGGAAGAGACUUUAUUCCAACACUAAGACCAACUUUCGUGAGGUUGCCAUUAAAGGAUUUUGGGACAUGUACGAUCCCCAGGGAUACUCUCUGUGGUUCUGCAACUACAAGUACAAUGAUGAAAACACUGUCUCAUUUGUGACUUUGAACAAGGUGAGUGGAUUUCUGCAGCGAAUGGAUCUGGCACGCAAAUAUGCAUUUGGGAAAAUGUUAGUGAUUGGUUCUGAACCCCCUUUCAAGGUGAAGGGACUGUGGCUUUUCCGUGGGAAAGAAAUUCCUCAGUUUGUUCUCGAUGAAUGUUAUGACAUGGAGCUUUUCGAGUGGACCAAGGUGGAUGUCAAGGAUGAAGCUCAAAAGGAGCGUGUUAGCCAAAUGAUUGAAGAUGCCGAGCCUUUUGAGGGCGAGGCUCUGUUGGAUGCCAAGUGCUUUAAGUGAUGAGACAAUAGCUUACAUCCCAACAUGUUCCUUGUAGUUUGAGGUUUCGGCCUACCUUAAUUUUGCCUUCGUGAAUACUAGGUGUAUCUAAGUUCAACUCGUGCCAACAGUUUGUCUGCAUGUUGACGUGCUAUGUAUUUGCCUUGAUUUUAUUCUACUUAUGCUUUUAUUGGUAUUGUGUUG